AUGUUCAGGCAAAACAACGAUAUCCGUUCUUCCUCCUCGAAAGGUCAGUUUUGGGGUUUCGAAACUAUAGGGCUCAAGUUAGAGGUUGAAGAUCAUAAAUCGAAGGUUGAAGACACAGCCAAGUCAAUGUCAGUCAAACGUGCAUGGCCUUCUCCUAUGGGAACAUCAGGGAAAGACAUUGCAAUGUUGUUCAUUGAAGAUGCUUUAUCAAAUCUUGAUGCACAACAGGAAUAUACAACAAACAGAGAUGAUGAAUUAGAGAUUGCUUCUUUACAAAAAGAUGGAGGGUUAUCUUUUUCACGAGUUAAAAUAAAGGGAAUGGUGGGAAGUUAUCCUUUUGAAAACCUGAGAUCAGCUAUUGACAUUUUGUUUCUUUAUGGAAGUUCAGAUUUGGUUGUAGCAAAACAAGCAAUUCUCUUAUAUUAUGUGUUUGAUCGACUUUGGAAAAUAGCUGAUGACAAAUGGAGAUACUGUGUAGAUGACUUUUCUUCUACAUUUAACAUAGCAAGACACUCAAUAUUGGAAUCAUUUACUUUCUAUCUCCUUGAUGACCACAGUGAUGAAUCCCUACAGAUUUGUUCUCCAAAUGCCACCCUUAUCUCUCCCACCUCCAGUCGCCGCCACCAUCACCUUGACGUUGUCGUGGACCACCGAGCGACCACCAUCGUCGACCUUCUCCCACCCCCCCCCCACCCCCGCACGACGAAAGAGAUUAAGAAUGAUGAGGAAUGGAGGGCAGCCUUCGAGUGUUGUUGCUUCGUCGUCCACCAUUCGCAGCCGACGCCGCCAACUACUUUGCUGCCUUCAUGGGCCGCCAAGCUAACACCGUCGUUGCUCCCGCUGCCGACGACGACGAGGAGAACUGCGAACUGA
Molecule: messenger RNA, 873 nt
Organism: Lactuca virosa
Lineage: Eukaryota; Viridiplantae; Streptophyta; Magnoliopsida; Asterales; Asteraceae
Source: the annotation of a GenBank genome assembly